CACCAAGAUGGCCGACGCUAUGGAGGAAUAUGAGAAAGAAGCUGGCUGCGUCCCUAUUCUCCAUCCCGAGGAAAUCAAACCCCAGAGUCAUUACAACCACGGCUACAGUGAGAAUGUCAGCCGUAAAAACCAUGUGGAUGACUACAGCACCUGGGACAUUGUCAAAGCCACACAGUACGGCAUCUUCGAGCGGUGCAGGGAGUUGGUGGAGGCGGGCUUCGAUGUUCGGCAGCCAGACAAAGAAAACGUAACACUCCUCCACUGGGCCGCCAUCAACAACAGGAUAGAUUUGGUCAAGUACUACAUAUCAAAGGGAGCCAUAGUGGACCAGCUGGGAGGAGACCUCAACUCCACGCCUCUGCACUGGGCCACCAGACAAGGCCAUCUAUCCAUGGUGGUGCAGCUCAUGAAAUAUGGCGCAGACCCGUCUUUGAUCGACGGCGAGGGCUGCAGCUGCGUUCACCUGGCCGCCCAGUUCGGCCACACCUCCAUCGUCGCAUACCUGAUUGCCAAAGGACAGGAUGUGGACAUGAUGGAUCAAAAUGGCAUGACUCCUCUGAUGUGGGCGGCUUACAGGACACACAGUGUUGAUCCCACCCGGCUGCUACUGACAUUCAACGUGUCCGUCAAUCUGGGCGACAAAUAUCACAAGAACACAGCGCUGCACUGGGCCGUUUUGGCCGGCAACACCACUGUCAUCAGCCUGCUGCUGGACGCCAACGCUAACGUCGAUGCACAGAACAUCAAGGGCGAAACACCGUUAGAUCUUGCCAAGCAACGGAAGAACGUUUGGAUGAUCAAUCACUUACAGGAAGCAAGACAGGCCAAAGGCUACGACAGCCCAUCCUACCUGAAGAGACUGAAGAUGGACAAGGAGUUCAGACAGAAGGUGAUGCUGGGGACACCCUUCCUGGUCAUCUGGCUAGUUGGUUUCAUCGCUGACCUGGACAUUGACUCCUGGCUGAUCAAGGGCCUCAUGUACGCCGGCGUCUGGGUCACCGUUCAGUUCCUCUCCAAGGCUUUCUUCGACCACUCCAUGCACAGCGCUCUCCCUCUGGGAAUCUAUCUGGCCACCAAGUUCUGGAUGUACGCCACCUGGUUCUACUGGUUCUGGAACGAUCUGCCCUUCGCCACUGUCCAUGUGCCCUUCCUGAUAAACACCCUGGCUCUGUUCUACAACUUCGGCAAAUCCUGGAAGUCUGACCCAGGAAUCAUCAAAGCGUCAGAGGAGCAGAAGAAAAAGACAAUUGUGGAGCUGGCAGAGACAGGCAGCCUGGAUCUGAGCAUAUUCUGCAGUACCUGCUUAAUACGGAAGCCCAUCAGAUCCAAACACUGCGCCGUGUGCAACCGCUGCAUCGCCAAGUUCGACCACCACUGUCCCUGGGUGGGGAACUGUGUCGGAAGUGGAAAUCACCGCUACUUCAUGGGUUAUCUCUUCUUCCUGCUCUGCAUGAUCUGCUGGAUGAUAUACGGCUGCAUUUCCUACUGGAGGAUCCACUGUGCCACCAGUUAUGCCAAGGAUGGUUUCUGGCUCUACCUGACCCAGAUCGCCUCCUGCUCUCCCUGGAUGUUCUGGAUGUUCCUCAACAGCAUCUUCCACUUCAUGUGGGUGGCCGUGCUCAUCAUGUGUCAGCUCUACCAGAUCGCGGCUCUGGGAAUCACCACCAACGAGAGAAUGAACGCUCGAAGAUACAAGCACUUUAAAGUCACAGCCACGUCCAUCGAAAGCCCCUUCAACCACGGCUGCAUCAGAAACCUCAUAGAUUUCUUCGAGAUCCGCUGCUGCGGUCUGAUCCGGCCCGUGGCGGUGGACUGGACCACGCAGUACACAAUAGAAUACGACCAGACGUCUGGCUCGGGCUACCAGCUGGUGUAGAGGAGGAAGAGGAAAAGGAAGAAAAGGGGGGAGGGGAGCAUCGUUGGGUAGUAAGGAAGUUUGGAAGGAUUCCCCUCCCCGCCCCCCUCUCCAGCGUUCAUAUCGGAGCGAUGCUGUUCUCGGGAGCGCUUGCUUUUUUGGACCAUCUCUCCCUCACCGAUCAAAAGACUUGGAAAAAAAAAUCAGCCAGGACUAGCAUGCUGUUACGGGGCAACACCACACCUACACCCCUCCCUCCCCCUCUCCCUCUCCCUCACCACCACCUUUACUACUAUUACUACUACUACUAUUGUACAACAUGAGACUUCAUUACUGUACCUCCACUGCUACCCCACCCCUCCACCUCGUCUCUUCUCCUGAGCUCUUUGGACGGUGCGUUGCUGCCAGGCACGAACGGAGAGGAGAGAGGCCGACGGACACGAGGAAUUACAAAAUAAAAGCUCUUCUGUUUGUAACCGGAGACGCUGCAGAAACAGCAGCGCCAUAAAGUGGCAGUAUCGCUCUUUACCCUUUCCCACUUUAUAUCCUUAUUUAUGGUGUCCCUGUUGAUGUGCCCUGUAUGUAUUUUUAUUGUUUUUGAUUGGUUCAGGAACUCUGCUGUUCCUGUGAUAACUAACUGUGGUGGCCAGGGAAGCUGAAGGAAAGUUUUGUUUUUGUUUUUUUUUAAAACCAAUUUUGUUUCUGAGUAUGAUAAGAGAUAAGGGAAUGUCUUUUUAAAGUCUUGAUUUUGCACCAUGAUAAGUUUUGAGUAAAGCUGAUGAGGAUUUGCCAACAUAGUGGAACUUAUCAGAGGAAGGUUAAGAGGUGGAGCCGCUGGAGAAGUUCAACUUUCUCACUCGAUAGAUAAAAAUUUUAAGGAGAUAUCCAUGCAGUUUUUUUCACAUUAAACCUGAAAACAGUCGUAAGAAUCGGGACUCCUUCAGCGGCGAACCACCAUAAACGUGACAGAAACUAUCCUACAGACAAUGUGAUACAGGUAUAUUUAUUUUAAAACUAUUUAUAGAUAAAGUAACUAUGUUCUAGCGCCAUCAUUUUUACAUUUCACAUCAUUUUAGCUGGUUUUUAUGAGGAAAAAAAAUGACUAAAUGAUCAAGUACCUGUAGCUGUUUGACACGGAAGCCCGGGAACUUUACCAUGAAACUAUAUAGACAGGUACAGCGAGUGUAUUUAUUAACAGCAGAGUUUAAGAAGAAGAACGCGACGGAAGCGUUUACAAGAAAGGUUCAUUCCAUGUGUGUUUCUCAAAAAGCUGUAAAGUCUUAUUUGUUUGUCUUUUGUCUGCCUACAACAUUGCACUGAUCUUGUUUUUUUUAGUUUUUUAGUUUGUUUUUGGCUGUUACUGAACACACGGGCCCAGCAGCGCCGCUUCACACCGACGCUUCCAUUGUUUACAGAGAGGAGGAGGAGGGGCCCAUCAGAUAUGGCCGACUCCCAUCACUUCCUGUCUGGACCCCCGCAGUCAGCAGUAAGCAGCAGCAGGAUGGACUGAAGUGUAAAGAAUGUGCACCUGUACAUAAACAAUAUCUUUCUGUAACUAUUUUUCUUUUCCGUCAGUCAGUGUUAGUCGAAGGUGCUCCUGGAAUUUUUUUGUUCUUUCUUUUAUUUUUAUUUUUUUUAAUUUUUUUUUGAGUUUGGGGGAUUUCUUCCAACCAAACGGAAAGAAGAAAAUCAAGUGACUAUACUCCAAGUGUAUGACUGUAGCUUCUAGUGAUGUCCGACACUGCUGUCUAUAGGCAUUUUAAACCCCCAAAUACCUUUGAACCCCCCCCCCCCCGCCGAGAAACUCCACUGCAUGUACGAUGCUUGGGACAGCUGGGCUCUCGCCGUCCCCUCCUGUCUACCCAACCCCCAUAGUCAUCGUCAUGGUGACAGCCCGGCAAGCCACGUGUCUGUAUAUAGUGAAUGUUAAGUAUUUGCAAGUACUUUUCUGCAUUACGUUCAUUUGUCUGUUCUUUUUUUUAUUAGUUUCUUUCUCUCAAAUCCAGUGUGUUUAGUGGACGUUUUUUCUUUCAGGUCGCCAGAUUUUCCAGUCGGGCCCUCCUGUGCAAGUGUGUAAUAUAUUUGAAUGUUCCAUGCUUGUGGACUCUGUAGUCAUCCUAAAGGUUUUUUUUUUGUUUUUUUUAUUUUUAUGUCCUAUAUCGCUGGGUUUGUUAUACCACUGGAUGUACAAAUUGUAAAGCAAAGACACUAGAGAACUAAGGCAGACGCCAAAUUUUUUGUUUUUGUUUUCUAAAAGCUGAAAUGUGUUCAUGCAAUAGUUUUAAGGAUAGAGGGAGGUUAUAUUAACAUUAAAGCCUCCGGAAGUUUUUGGGCCUCAUGUUUGCAUCAUCAGAAGGGGACGGUUAUGUCAUCAUUCCAUGUUUCACACACAGCCCACCACCACUAUCUUGCAACUGCUGAUGUCAUUUUUCUGCCCUGCAAAGACAACACCGCAGCUGGUUUUUGUGUGCUUUAAAGGUCAAAGGUUGAUUUCAUAUCAAUAACUAACCACUUUUUGUUCUAAAAAAUAAAUGCCUUUUAAGUGACAGGAGGUAAACGCGGGCUUUUUGUUUUUCUAGGGCAGAGUUCAGCUCAUUCAGGACUUGAAGUCAAAGCUGUUUCAGUCCUCACUAGUUCUUCCAGCAGCCUGAAAAGUCUCUGUUCUGCCCCCCAUCCCCCCCCUCACCUCACCAUGUGGGAUAAUAAAAUAAAAAUGAAAAAAAAGAUAAAGCACAUAAUCAUCUCCAGUGCCUCUCUGCCCACCUUCAGACAUCACUGUAACUCCGCUUCAGAUGUAAACAUAAUGGGCAUGGUUCAGUUUUAAUGGCUUUAAUAAUAAAAUACAGUCAAAUGUGAACAA
Molecule: messenger RNA, 4715 nt
Organism: Centropristis striata (black sea bass)
Lineage: Eukaryota; Metazoa; Chordata; Actinopteri; Perciformes; Serranidae
Gene: zdhhc17
Product: zinc finger DHHC-type palmitoyltransferase 17
Exons: 17
Coding region: 8-1876 (622 amino acids)
Biological process (GO): protein palmitoylation
Cellular component (GO): Golgi membrane
Molecular function (GO): palmitoyltransferase activity; protein binding
Source: RefSeq, a predicted model, not a curated record